This is a messenger RNA of Ipomoea nil (Japanese morning glory), 924 nucleotides long. RefSeq lists its product as uncharacterized. The record is from RefSeq and is a predicted model, not a curated record. Bases 1 to 924 code for a protein of 307 amino acids. Gene Ontology annotation, molecular function: RNA-DNA hybrid ribonuclease activity; nucleic acid binding. The transcript has a single exon. NCBI's taxonomy places the organism in Eukaryota, Viridiplantae, Streptophyta, Magnoliopsida, Solanales, Convolvulaceae.
AUGGUCAGCAUUAUGGAAGUUGGAUGUGCCCCCAGGUGGAAAACGUUCCUAUGGAGAGCGUUGAGUGGUGUGUUGCCAACCACAACAGCCCUUGCUAGUAGGAGAGUUGAUGUGAAUCUUGCAUGUCCCAUGUGUCUUGAUUUUAAUGAGGAUGUUAUGCACUGUUUAAUAGAAUGUCAAUAUGCUUGCCAUGUCUGGAAUGAAUCUUGCCUUAUUAUUACCUCUGUGCAUGGUGGAUCAUUUGUUGAAUGGUUUCAGAACGCAAUGACUAUGAUAACCAUGGAUGUUCUUAUUCAAGUUGUUGCAGUUCUGUAUCAGUUGUGGAAUGCACGAAACUCUGCGGUAUGGGAGGCGUAUAUGAAGACACCCAAGCACUUGUGGUUGUGUGCCAAAACAGCCCUCUCGACUUGGAGGGCGUCUCGGCCAGCAGCAGAAUUAGUUCAACAGCAGCAACAGAUUCCGGCGCCAAGUGGUCUGCAGUGCCACGUAGAUGCGGUGUGGAAUUCGUCGACAUGGGCUGCGGCCUUUGGUGUGGUUCUCUUGGACGACCAGGGAAUCUUUGUAGCAGCUAUGAAUGGUCGGUUGCCGUUAUGUGAGAAUGCUAUCAAGGCUGAAGCGCUAGCUUGUAAAGAAGCUUUAUCUUGGCUAAGGGAUCGACAGAUUACUUCGGUAACUCUAUCCACAGAUUGUUCGGUCUUGAAGUCUUAUCUUUCCAGAGUUGAUUCGCACCCUAGAUCGUAUGUUGGUAUUAUUGUUCGUGAGUGCCAAGCCAUUAUGGCUCAGUUUAUUACAUGUUAUUUAUGUUUUAUUCCUAGACGUUUAAAUAUUAUUGCUCAUACUCUAGCAUCAAAGGUCUCUGACCAGGAUAUUACCAUGUUAUGGGAUGAUGUCCCUCCUGACUUUAUUGUUACGCAUAUUCAAUAA